Molecule: messenger RNA, 1388 nt
Organism: Chrysochloris asiatica (Cape golden mole)
Lineage: Eukaryota; Metazoa; Chordata; Mammalia; Afrosoricida; Chrysochloridae
Gene: MGAT1
Product: mannosyl (alpha-1,3-)-glycoprotein beta-1,2-N-acetylglucosaminyltransferase
Exons: 1
Coding region: 48-1388 (446 amino acids)
Biological process (GO): protein N-linked glycosylation
Cellular component (GO): Golgi apparatus
Molecular function (GO): alpha-1,3-mannosylglycoprotein 2-beta-N-acetylglucosaminyltransferase activity
Source: RefSeq, a predicted model, not a curated record
AGCCCAGAGCCCUAACCUUGCCCCUGCCCUCCCCCGUGGGGGCCAGGAUGCUGAAGAAGCAGACUGCAGGGAUUGUACUGUGGGGCGCUAUCCUCUUUGUGGCCUGGAAUGCCCUGCUUCUCCUCUUCUUCUGGACUCGCCCAGCACCUGGCCGACCACCUUCAGACAGUACUCUUGACGAUGACCCUGCCAGCCUCACCCGUGAGGUGAUCCGCCUGGCCCAUGAUGCUGAAGUGGAAUUGGAACGUCAGCAGGAACUGUUGCAGCAGAUCAGGUUGCACCAUGCUCAGUGGAGGCAGAGAUUGAGAGUGCCCACUGUGGCUCCUCCAGCACAGCAUGUACCUGUGACUCCACCGCCAGCAGUCAUCCCCAUCCUGGUCAUUGCCUGUGACCGAAGUACUGUCCGGCGCUGCUUAGACAAGCUGCUGCAUUACCGGCCCUCAGCUGAGCAUUUUCCCAUCAUAGUCAGUCAGGACUGUGGGCAUGAGGAGACAGCCCAGGUCAUUGCCUCCUACGGCAGCGCCGUCACACACAUCCGGCAACCUGACCUGAGCAACAUUGCUGUGCCACCUGAUCACCGUAAAUUCCAGGGCUAUUACAAGAUUGCGCGACAUUACCGAUGGGCGCUGGGCCAGAUCUUCCACAGGUUCAAGUUCACAGCAGCUGUGGUGGUCGAGGAUGACUUGGAGGUGGCCCCAGACUUCUUUGAGUACUUCCAGGCCACUUACCCGAUGCUGAGGGCUGACCCCUCACUCUGGUGUGUGUCUGCCUGGAAUGACAAUGGCAAGGAACAGAUGGUGGACUCCAGUAAGCCUGAGCUUCUCUACCGUACAGACUUUUUUCCUGGCCUGGGCUGGCUGCUGUUGGCCGAGCUCUGGGCUGAAUUGGAGCCCAAGUGGCCUAAGGCCUUCUGGGACGACUGGAUGCGCAGGCCUGAGCAACGACAGGGGCGAGCCUGUAUACGGCCUGAAAUUUCAAGAACGAUGACCUUUGGCCGCAAGGGUGUAAGCCAUGGGCAGUUUUUUGACCAGCACCUCAAGUUCAUCAAGUUGAACCAGCACUUUGUGCACUUCACCCAGCUGGACCUGUCUUAUCUGCAGCAGGAGACCUAUGAUCGGGACUUUCUUGCACGUGUCUAUGGUGCUCCCCAGCUACAGGUGGAGAACGUGAGGACCAAUGAAAGAAAGGAGCUGGGGGAGGUGCGGGUGCAGUAUACAAGCAGGGAUAGCUUCAAGGCCUUCGCCAAGGCCCUGGGUGUCAUGGAUGACCUCAAGUCAGGUGUCCCCAGGGCCGGCUACCGAGGCAUUGUCAGCUUCCUAUUCCGGGGUCGCCGUGUCCACCUGGCACCCCCACAGACCUGGGGUGGCUAUGACCCUAGCUGGAAUUAG